AAGGCGCUGGGGGAUUCCCCGAGGGAAGUUCCAGCUCAUUGUAAAACAUACAAAAUGUUCGCUCGUACGAAACAGUCCGUUUCCUCCCGUUGAACGCGCAAACAGGCACGCAGCGGCGUCGCGAUGUCCGAACUGCGCUCGGCGUUGAGCGUUUGGGCCGUUUUGGAGUGAAGCGAUCGCCGACAGCUCCAGCGCUGAUCUCGCUCCUCUGAGUUAAAGAAGGGGAGCGCGAGCGCGAGUGUGUGCCCGGGACUGGGGCCCGGGGCCCGGGACCGCCCUGUUCGGUAUGUUACUGAAGGCCCCGGGAUGGACAGGACCAUCAGUGAGCAGCUCAACAAAGCCUUCGAAGCCUACCGCAACGCGUCUAUCGAGAAGGAGUCGGCCAGAAAGGAACUUCAGCACAAGACCGAGCAGUAUCAGCGGCACACUCAGCAGCUGGAGAGAAAGAUAGAGGAGCAGGCGAAGACCAUCGCACUUCUGAAAGCGGAGCUCGGUUGCCUUCAUAAACAUGCAUCAGAGGAGAUCUGCGAGCCUGCGUACAGAAAACAGGAAGCGGAAACCUCGUCACCUAGCGAUCAUCGCCCCGACAACCCGUCCAGCUCCCACAGGACUAACCAUUUCCUGAUAAACGAACCCACAGAGUAUUCCAGGAUGCUUUCCCAUACAAUAUCUGCUGCCUGCGAAAUGAAGAGCGAGAAAGUACUGGACACUUGGCAGGAAAUCCAGGGGACUUUCCAGAGGAUUCAGACUCUAACCAGAAGGCAGAAAGAUCACCUGAAGCGAAUCCACAAAGGAAAUGAGACCUCUAAUGAGCAGUUUUCCAUGCCCAUCCAGUGCACCGAAGACACCGCGGAGCAGGCCGAGGCUCCCUUUUCCUCCCCGCUGAGGUCAGAGGUCGACGAUGCGUCGUCCUCCGCCUCCCUCGCCUCGCGCGGCGCCGGUCCAGACGGACACUUUUUCGAUUCGCUGAGAGGCCUGAGCGUGAAGUUUCCCCCGAGCGCGGACGACGAGUACGACUUUCUCAACAGCACGCCGGACAAACGGGUGGACCUGGCCCUGCACAGACCGGACCUGGCCGACCACAUGCACACCAUGACGGAGGAGUCUUACUCGUCGUACCCGGCGUCCUCCCAGUCCGCUCACGCGUCUUCUGCGGCGCACGAAAACGUACGAGGACCCCAACAGGUUGCAUCAAAGCACUGUACAGUAUAAGGUAGAAGAGUACAAUGACAGGGAUGACGAGAGUGACCAAACCCUAUUGCCUCAAAAAGGUGGCGAAUCUUUGUGUAAAGUCGCUAUCGCCGUUUUCUACCCGCCUCCCGCUUUCCGUCGUAAAUAUAAAAAUUGCGUCGGAAGGCGAACCGAGCUUUGACGGAGCCGUUAAACCCUUUAAAGGAGCCGUUCGUGCAAUGUGGCGUUGCAUCACUUGCUCACCGGUGGGUGCUCUGCAGCGAAUGGGUGCCGUCGGAGCGCUAAGCCAUCACUUUUGGCUAAUUCGUAAUAACGCUUCCUCCAGUGAAAAAGUACAUCUCCUGACGUCUCUCACAUCAAAAUACCACCCAUAUGUUUGGAUGAGAGCUGUUUUGUUUCGCAAGCGGUGCUCGGUCUGUUAGUUUUUCGCUGGAUGAAGUUACAGGCUCAAAUCGUAGCUGGAACGAGUGGUUAAAAUGAAGUUACAACGUCUUAACGAUGGAUUUGUUUCUUUGCACUUCACAAUAUGUUAAUUGGCGGAUUAUUUGUGGGUUAUUGUGAUUUGUAUUUAUUUUAUUUUAUGUUUUUUGGACUCUCAUUCUGACGGCACCCAUUCACUCAUUCAUUAAAUGGACCAACGAUGUAGUGCUGCGUUCCUCUAAAUCUGAUGAAGAAGCAAACUCACCCUAAUCUUGGAUGGCCUAUAGUUUUUUGUACGAACUGUUCCUUAAGAAAUGCAACGUUACCAUUUUUAAGGUUUUCACCCCCAGCCAAGUUUACGUAUGGAAGCAUUUUACUGGAUUUGGUUCAAUGCGUUGUUUUUAUUAAGCUUUCUUUUGACUUGGAAACCCUGAAAAGUUUUUUUUUAAUCGGGUUAAUGCAAAUUAAAUUAGAAUUUUUAAAUAUUAAAAAAUAUUAAAAAGUAACUGAACUUGGGUUUUAUUA
Messenger RNA from Puntigrus tetrazona (Sumatra barb), 2136 nucleotides. It is a transcript of the gene tank, whose product is annotated as TRAF family member-associated NFKB activator. Gene Ontology annotation, biological process: canonical NF-kappaB signal transduction. Lineage: Eukaryota; Metazoa; Chordata; Actinopteri; Cypriniformes; Cyprinidae. The coding region runs from base 307 to 1212 and encodes 301 amino acids. The transcript has 8 exons. The record is from RefSeq and is a predicted model, not a curated record.